ACCCUUCAGUUCCAACACGUCUCGUUUCGUAACUGUUGUACAUUUUUUUGUGAGUGUUUCCUGUCGGUUCUACUUUCGGUUUGUUCCAAUAAAGUUCCUCUUCUCGGUUCUCCCGUUAUUAGCCGGUUCUGCGGAACAUUCUUGCAGGAGGGAAAGGCCGCCGCCCAAUCGGGGGAUACUGCCUGAGACCUGGCAACCCCGAUCUGUGCCAAACGCACCUUGAGCUCCGCGGCUGUAAAGAGGCUUCCCCGCCUGACGGCGCGCGGCGGAAGCGUCCUGAUGUUGACACACCGAACCGGGAGGAACCGGCGACCGCAGCUUCGUCAGCGAUGCUCCGCAGAUCAGGGGCGUGACUAAAGCGGCAGUAAUGAGCGACAGAGCGGGAGGGCCCGCGAGGCGCAGGAGGACCACCACCUCCGACUGGGGGGCCGCCAGCCGGGGAAAGGGGCCCGACGCUGGCCCAAAGGUUCCUCGGCAGCCGGAGCACCGCCGGGAGAACGGGAAGACCGAUCCGCGGGCGGCGGGAGACAUCACCGACAGACUCAGCUGCCACGUCCUGCAGGAGUCUCUGCUGAGCUCGGCCAGCGGCUACAGCAACUACAGAGGAAUCCUCAACUGGUGUGUGGUCAUGCUGGUUCUGAGUAACGCCCGCCUCUUCCUGGAGAACAUUAUAAAGUACGGCAUCUUGGUGGAUCCCAUCCAAGUGGUGUCUCUGUUCCUGAAGGACCCUUACAGCUGGCCGGCGGCCUGCCUCAUCAUCGUGUCAAACGUUUUCAUCCUGGCGGCGUUGUACACGGAGCGGCGUCUGGCGGUGGGGACUUUCUCUGAAACCAGCGGCUGGAUUCUUCACAUCUUCAACCUGCUCUUCAUGUUGGUCUUCUCCUCCGUCACAGUGCUCACUGUGCCCUCUUUGACCCCAGUGGGGGGGGUCCUCUCUUUAGGCGUCUACACCGUGCUCUUCCUGAAGCUCUACUCCUACCAGGACGCCAACAGGUGGUGCAGAGAAAGCCGGCAGGCCGAAGCCAAGCGCCUGAGGCGCUCGCAUUCAUGUCCUAACGUGGCAAACGGCUCGGCGGUCCGGUCCCAUGUGUCCUACCCGGGAAACCUCACGCACAGAGACAUGUACUACUUUAUCCUGGCCCCGACUCUCUGCUAUCAGCUCAACUUCCCGCGUUCUCACCGGAUCCGCAAACGCUUCCUGAUGAGACGGCUCUUUGAAAUGCUUUUUCUCAUGCAGCUGUUGGUGGGCUUGAUCCAGCAGUGGAUGGUCCCCACCAUUCAGAACUCCAUGAGACCUUUUCAGGAAAUGGAUUUUUCUCGGAUGGUGGAGCGGCUGCUCAAACUGGCCGUGCCCAACCAUCUGAUAUGGCUGAUUUUCUUCUAUUGGUUCUUCCACUCCUCCAUGAACUUCGUGGCAGAGCUGCUGCAGUUUGGAGACAGAGAGUUCUACAGGGACUGGUGGAACUCGGAGAGUGUGACGUACUUCUGGGCCAACUGGAACAUCCCGGUUCACAAAUGGUGUCUGAGACACUUCUAUAAGCCCAUGCUGAGGAGGGGCAUCAACAAGUUUUUGGCUCAGACGUUUGUGUUCCUGCUCUCCGCCUUCUUCCAUGAGUACCUCGUGAGUGUUCCUCUGAAGAUGUUCCGGCUCUGGGCCUUCAUGGGAAUGAUGACUCAGGUUCCUCUGGCGUGGUUCGUGGGUCGCUAUCUGAACGGAAACUAUGGCAACGCGGCCGUGUGGAUGUCCCUCAUCAUUGGACAGCCCAUCGCUGUGCUGAUGUACGUCCAUGACUACUAUGUCAUCCACUAUGGAAGCUCCUCGUAACACAUGGGGUCAGCCUGUGGGAGGAGCUUACAGAGCUUUCAGACUUUAGUAGGCGUUUCUGAGCGUCACCGGCUCAGAAAGCUUCCGGUCCGUCUCUCAGGCCCACUUCUGUCAGCCGGUCCUCUGAACCGUUUCUGCAUCCGUGUUUGUGGGUUUAAAGCUGAAUGAGGGAAACAGAGGAACAUCAGUAAAAACAUCGUUGGUUCUGCGGCUGAUCUGUGAUUGACCUCCACUGAGACUCGCCUUUGUAACGCUUCACCGGAACGUCGGUUUCUUCCCCAAAUUCCUCUGGAGCUGAUGGAACAUGCAGCCGGGACGGUAAAGACGGAUCCGGAUCUUCCUCUGUUUGUCUGUCAGAUGGACCAAAGGAACCUCUGGGUUCUGCCAUCAGUCCUUCAACAGGAUCUAAAGGCUUGGCUGGGUGACCCAGACAUGGCUCCACCUGCUGCUCUGAUUGGCCCCCGGGGCAGUUUUCUGCUGAAACUGGAGGUUUCUGGGUAAAUUCUACACGUGUUCUCAUGAUUUGUCAGUUCAUGGAUUGAAGCAGAUGAAUGUUUUUGCUCUGAGAGCGGCCACACCGUUUCAUGGAAGCAACAGAAUCCAAGGAUGUACAGAAAAUCAUUUUUACCCAAAACUCUUUGUAUAAUUUGUUGAAAUGGAUUAAAAACGUCUUCAUAGUGAA
Messenger RNA from Oryzias latipes (Japanese medaka), 2507 nucleotides. RefSeq names its product diacylglycerol O-acyltransferase 1. Gene Ontology annotation, molecular function: diacylglycerol O-acyltransferase activity. NCBI's taxonomy places the organism in Eukaryota, Metazoa, Chordata, Actinopteri, Beloniformes, Adrianichthyidae. Gene Ontology annotation, biological process: triglyceride biosynthetic process. The record is from RefSeq and is a predicted model, not a curated record. Gene Ontology annotation, cellular component: endoplasmic reticulum membrane.